Molecule: messenger RNA, 963 nt
Organism: Drosophila innubila
Lineage: Eukaryota; Metazoa; Arthropoda; Insecta; Diptera; Drosophilidae
Gene: Coq4
Product: ubiquinone biosynthesis protein COQ4 homolog, mitochondrial
Exons: 5
Coding region: 139-945 (268 amino acids)
Biological process (GO): ubiquinone biosynthetic process
Cellular component (GO): mitochondrial inner membrane; mitochondrion
Source: RefSeq, a predicted model, not a curated record
CAUUGUGUUCGGUAAAAUUAGUGUGAUUGUUUAACUAUUUCGGCAACAGCUGUGUCCAUUUCUCUGACAAUUUAGUUUUUACGUUCAUUUAAUUUAAAUUGAGUUGUGUGCACGUUUUAGUUAAUUAAACACAAGAUUAUGCGGCGUUACUGGCAAAGCUCAUUGCCACUGCUCCAGCGCUGCUGGCCGAGCUCUGUGCCGCCGGCUGCCUUGGCCAACAGACGCACAGUGGUCACAGAUGCGCCACCCGAGGAGUUGGAUGCCUUCGAGCGGGAGUAUAUGAAGCAGCGCAUACAUACAUCACCAUUUCAAAAGCUGCUACUCGGCGCGGGCUCAUCCAUAGCAGCUCUACUGGAUCCGCGAAGGCACGACAUGAUUGCCUGUCUGGGUGAAACCACGGGAGAGAGUGCGCUUUGGAACAUUUUGGACAGCAUGCAGAGCAGCGAGGAGGGUCGUCGCAUUCUUGCCGAGAAGCCGCGCAUCAACACCCAGACCAUUGAUUUCAAUCGUUUGGAGGCGUUGCCGCCCGACACAUUUGGUGCCACUUAUGCCAAGUUUCUUAAAGAUAACCAAGUGACCCCUGAUUCACGCAUGGAAGUUCGCUUCCUGGAUGACCCAAAGUUGGCCUAUUUGAUGACUCGUUAUCGCGAAUGUCAUGAUCUCGUACACACAGCACUAAACAUGCCAACUAAUAUGCUGGGCGAAGUGGCGGUUAAAUGGGUGGAGGCCCUAAAUACUGGGCUGCCCAUGUGCUAUGGAGGUGCCGUGUUUGGAGCCGUUCGUCUGCGUCCCAGGCAACGUCGAGAGUACUUGAAGCGCUAUUUGCCGUGGGCCAUUGAAAAUGGCAAACAAAUGAAGCCAUUGAUGCCCGUCUACUGGGAGCAGCGUUGGGAGCAAAAUGUGAAUGACUUACGCGCAGAAUUGGGCAUUAAGAUGUUGCAAUAAACAUAUUUUGAUUUUAAA